GGGGCCAGGGGCGGCCAGCAGGUGGGGCCCCGGGCCGGACUCCGCCUCCCGCACCCUCCCCGUUGGUCCGCGACCGCCCAGCCCCGGCCCCUCUUCCGAGCCCGAGCGCGAUUGGUGGCGGCGCUUGUCGCUCGGAGGGGGCCGGGCCGCUGGGCCCCGCGGUUCUCCCUGCCGCCGCCGCCGCUGCCGCCGCCGCCGUCCUUCCAGCAGCGCGGGCGGGUCGGACCGCCAAGGCAAUCGGCGCCCGGCGAUGGGAAGCGGCGCGGCCGCGGAUCCAGGCUGUGGCAAAGUUUCCCAGACGCUCGUAUCAAGGCGCGCGGCUGCCGACCACCCGUGACUGCUCCGAGAAGGGCUCGGAGAUUUUUAAUUUGGAAAAAUAAUCCACCUCAUUUCCUUUGUCAAGCUCUCUCUCUCACGGCGGCCAGCGGCGGGAGCUCCAAACUUGGGCACGGCGGCUCCACUGCCAGCGGUCCGGGCUUUGGAGACCGUCGGGACUCAGGUGCUCCGGCGCCCGGCGGCCCCGGGCGUCCGAGGGGGUGUGAUCGCGGGGGAGUCCCGGGUGCGCAGAGAGAAGGGCCCCUGGGAGCUCUAUAUGGAGGAGGGAGCCCAGAAUGGUGUGCACCAGGAAGACCAAAACUUUGGUGUCCACUUGCGUGAUCCUGAGCGGCAUGACCAACAUCAUAUGUCUGCUCUACGUGGGCUGGGUCACCAACUACAUCGCCAGCGUGUAUGUGCGGGGGCAGGAGCCGGCGCCCGACAAGAAGCUGGAGGAAGACAAAGGGGACACCCUGAAGAUUAUUGAACGGCUGGAUCACCUGGAGAAUGUCAUAAAGCAGCAUAUUCAAGAAGCCCCCGCCAAACCUGAGGAAGCAGAGGCUGAGCCCUUCACAGACUCCUCUCUGUUUGCACACUGGGGCCAGGAGCUCAGCCCCGAAGGCCGGCGUGUGGCCCUGAAGCAGUUCCAGUACUACGGCUACAACGCCUACCUCAGUGACCGCCUACCCCUCGACCGGCCCCUGCCUGACCUCAGACCCAGUGGGUGCCGCAACCUCUCAUUCCCCGACAGCCUCCCAGAGGUGAGCAUCGUGUUCAUCUUUGUCAAUGAAGCGCUCUCCGUGCUGCUGCGUUCCAUCCACUCGGCCAUCGAGCGCACACCUCCGCACCUGCUCAAGGAGAUCAUCCUGGUGGAUGACUACAGCAGUAACGAGGAGCUGAAGGAGAAGCUGACAGAGUACGUGGACAAGGUGAACAGCCAGAAGCCAGGCUUCAUCAAGGUCGUGCGGCACAGCAAGCAGGAAGGCCUCAUCCGCUCCAGGGUCAGCGGCUGGAGGGCUGCCACUGCCCCUGUAGUGGCGCUCUUUGAUGCCCACGUCGAGUUCAAUGUGGGCUGGGCUGAACCCGUACUCACCCGCAUUAAGGAGAACCGGAAACGGAUCAUCUCCCCAUCCUUUGACAACAUCAAAUACGACAACUUCGAGAUAGAAGAGUACCCGCUGGCGGCCCAGGGCUUUGACUGGGAGCUGUGGUGCCGCUACCUCAACCCCCCCAAGGCCUGGUGGAAGCUGGAGAACUCCACAGCCCCGAUCAGGAGCCCUGCCCUCAUCGGUUGCUUCAUUGUGGACCGGCAGUACUUCCAGGAGAUCGGCCUGCUGGACGAAGGCAUGGAGGUCUAUGGAGGCGAAAAUGUCGAGCUUGGGAUCAGGGUAUGGCAGUGUGGUGGGAGCGUGGAGGUCCUGCCCUGCUCGCGGAUUGCCCACAUCGAGCGAGCCCACAAGCCCUACACCGAGGACCUCACCGCCCACGUCCGCAGGAACGCCCUCAGGGUGGCUGAAGUCUGGAUGGACGAAUUUAAAAGCCAUGUGUACAUGGCAUGGAACAUACCCCAAGAGGACUCAGGAAUUGAUAUCGGGGACAUCACUGCAAGGAAGGCUCUGAGGAAACAGCUGCAGUGCAAGACCUUCCGGUGGUACCUGGUCAGCGUGUACCCAGAAAUGAGGAUGUAUUCGGACAUCAUUGCCUACGGGGUGUUGCAGAACUCCCUGAAGACUGAUUUGUGUCUUGAUCAGGGCCCAGAGACAGAAAAUGUUCCUAUUGUGUACAUCUGCCACGGGAUGACACCCCAGAAUGUGUACUACACGAGCAGCCAGCAGAUCCACGUGGGCAUCCUGAGCCCCACGGUGGACGACGAUGACAACCGGUGCCUGGUGGACGUCAACAGCCGGCCGCGGCUCAUCGAGUGCAGCUAUGCCAAAGCCAAGAGGAUGAAGCUCCACUGGCAGUUCUCUCAGCUUGCACCUUCUCAGGAUCACCCCCAAGCAUCUCCUGCUGCUGCAGCCUGCCUCCUGCUCACGGCAGUUCCCGAAUCCGCCCAACCUGCUGGACUUGGUCUAUCUGGGCUGCUAGUAUAAAAAGAAGACCAGUGACUGGGAAUCUCGAACAACAAACAUUUAUUACUCACCAUUCUGGAGGCUGGAAAGUUCAGGAUCAAGGCGCCAGCAGAUUGGUGUCUGGUGAGAACCCUCUUCCUGGUUUUCACACGGCCACCUUUUCACUGUGUCCUCACGUGGCCCAGAGAAAGAGACCAUCUCUCCUGCGUCUCUUCUUACAAGGGCACUAAUUCCAUCAGGAGGGCUCUACCCCGGGACCUAAUUCCCUCCCAAAGGCCCUAUCUCCAUCACACUGGGGAUCAGGGCUUCAACACUUGAAUUUGUAGGGGACACAUUCAAUCCACAGCACUGUUCUCCAUUUUUGUGCAUAAUCUUAGCACCUUUAACACAGUAAAGAGUCUACUGUUCUCUCUUCCCCCUAGAACACAGUCUCCACAAAGAGAAAGUCCUCCUGUUUAGUCACUGGUACGUGUCAGUGGGGAGA
Capra hircus (goat) is the source of this 2871-nucleotide messenger RNA. It is a transcript of the gene GALNT18, whose product is annotated as polypeptide N-acetylgalactosaminyltransferase 18. The coding region runs from base 612 to 2408 and encodes 598 amino acids. Gene Ontology annotation, cellular component: Golgi apparatus. The record is from RefSeq and is a predicted model, not a curated record. NCBI's taxonomy places the organism in Eukaryota, Metazoa, Chordata, Mammalia, Artiodactyla, Bovidae. The transcript is spliced from 11 exons.